AUGCCUUCACUGGGGUUUCUCAAGAAAAAGCGGACCAGAGAGGGCAACUCUGAUCCUUCUGCUUCAAGUCCAACUAGUCCAGUUACUCCUACCACUUCCAGGUCCAAGUCCAUCUCUAAAGCUUUUCACCUGCCUCGAACAAGCAGGCAAUCAACCUCAGCACCAAGUGCCCAACCAACCAACGGCCAGAGCCAGCAGCAGCCAGACCAGAUUCAGGAAGGUGCCGUGUCUCAAUCGAAUCAAUCCUCUGCGCCGAAUGAGCAGACGACAGCAGCUACGGACGGACAGCAACAAGAAGAUAUGAGCGCAAUUAACCUCCAUCAACCCUCAUACGGUGCGGGCAGUCCUAUGAAUCACGAUCAUCAGAACCUACCCAGCAUCAAUAACCUCAUCAACCCGCCCCAGCAACAGCAGCAGCACAAUGCACAGGGCAAUUCCUACAACAACGGCCAGACCAACCCGCAGUACCUAGCCGCCACGAUAGAUAGCCAUCGACCGCAGACCGUCAGUCCCGGAACUGAUCCCGCAGCCCUCCAACAACAGCAGCAGCAAGCUCUGCCACAGCCGAGUAUGCCUCCGCAACAGCAACAGUCGCAGGCGCAGCAACAACACCAGCAGAACCAGAGUCAGAAUCAAGCGCAACAGCAACAACAGUACCAACACCAGCCGCACCAUCAACAGAACGCUAGCACUGGUUCAGUCAUGCGCGUAACAAAGGGAAAAUACUCGUUGGGUGACUUCGAUAUCUUGAGGACGCUUGGAACUGGUAGCUUCGGCCGAGUACAUUUAGUCCAAUCGAAGCACAACCAGCGUUUCUAUGCGGUCAAGGUGCUCAAGAAGGCCCAGGUGGUCAAAAUGAAGCAAGUCGAACAUACCAAUGACGAACGUCGCAUGCUAGCUGACGUCAAACACCCUUUCCUUAUUACCCUCUGGGGCACGUUCCAGGAUCCGAAGAACCUCUACAUGGUGAUGGAUUUCGUUGAAGGUGGAGAGCUAUUUUCACUUCUGAGGAAGUCGGGACGUUUCCCUAACCCUGUUGCCAAAUUCUACGCCGCGGAGGUCACUUUAGCUUUGGAAUACCUCCAUUCAAAGAACAUUAUAUACCGUGAUCUCAAGCCAGAAAAUUUGCUACUUGAUCGGCAUGGCCAUCUUAAGAUUACAGAUUUCGGUUUCGCGAAGCGAGUGCCUGACAAGACAUGGACUCUGUGUGGUACUCCGGAUUACCUAGCUCCUGAAGUGGUCUCUAACAAAGGCUACAACAAAUCCGUGGAUUGGUGGUCCUUGGGUAUCCUGAUAUAUGAAAUGCUAUGCGGUUACACCCCCUUCUGGGAUAGUGGAUCUCCCAUGAAGAUCUACGAAAACAUUCUCAAGGGCAAAGUUAAAUAUCCGGCAUACGUCAACGCGGACGCUCAAAAUCUUCUUGAGCGUCUGAUCACAGCCGACCUCACAAAGCGAUUAGGUAACCUCUACGGAGGCCCAGAUGACGUGAAGAACCAUCCUUGGUUCGCUGAAGUCACCUGGGAUCGAUUAGCCAGGAAGGACAUUGACGCGCCCUACACGCCACCAGUCAAGGCGGGUGCCGGAGACGCGAGUCAAUUCGAUCGUUACCCUGAGGAUCCCGAGAAGUACGGAGUGGUUACGGCACCAGAUGAGUACGGUCACAUGUUUACGGAGUUUUAA
Messenger RNA from Fusarium proliferatum ET1, 1680 nucleotides. RefSeq names its product putative cAMP-dependent protein kinase. The transcript is spliced from 4 exons. The record is from RefSeq and is a predicted model, not a curated record. Gene Ontology annotation, molecular function: ATP binding; cAMP-dependent protein kinase activity. Gene Ontology annotation, cellular component: cAMP-dependent protein kinase complex; nucleus. The coding region runs from base 1 to 1680 and encodes 559 amino acids. Gene Ontology annotation, biological process: peptidyl-serine phosphorylation. Lineage: Eukaryota; Fungi; Ascomycota; Sordariomycetes; Hypocreales; Nectriaceae.